AUUGCAGUACCACAAUCUACUCACCAACAAAAGCAUAUCCUGCUAAGAGCCUGUUUACAGUGGUCAUUGUGACAUUGUGGAAGAGACUCAGAAAUAAACCUGGAGGGGAGAAUUCACAAUGAGUUGGCCAAAUUAUAAACCGAAACAUUGUAGCAUUGUGAAAUCAAUCAAUCCUACCUGCACCAUAUAAUGCUCCCAGGAAGAAAUGAGCAACUGGGAACUCCUGUGACUGACUAAAGGGGAACCGGUGGGCAAAAUCUGGCAGAACCCACCUAAUGAACCUCUCCACGGUAAGUAUAGUACAUUGAAGUUGUCUAUCAGAUUGAUCCUCAGUGGCACAAACACCAACUCAUUAUCUGGAAUCUACUAACUGGAAUGUGGUGCUUUUUUUUGUCUUCUGAGUUCAUUCAAUUUAACCAUCGUCACUGCCAUUAAAUCAUUUUGAAUCCACUCGUUUAUAAGCAGGAAAAGGGAAUAAUUCCAGAAGAAAGAAGAAUAACUCCAUCUUGGUGACCUCAUAAUGCAACUUAGUUCUGUGGAGGCCUGAAACAAUAACAAUUCCCUAGUGACAGAAUUAGAAAUAAGAAAACAAAUCUUAUGUCUACGGGGACAGCAUAGCAUACAUGGUCUUCGGCAAAGGUUCGUGCAAAGUGGGCAAGCCGCGAUGGAGCGUUUGAGGGGGGUCCUCAAGCGGGUUCCCAGAUUCCCAAGGCGUUGCCCACGAAGCAAGACCAAACCUUUCCGUGAUCCUCGUCUCAGUGGGCUCGUGCAUAGUUUGGGUGGGUUUUUGUUUGGCCUAUUCCUCGCCCCUGUGUACGGAAUGACUGCACUGUUCGUACAGAACCAAGGACUGUGGUAUUGCGUGUAUACCACGAUCGCCAUAGCUUUCCUCUUAGCAUUUGGCACAGGCCUCUCCAUCCGCGUGCGAGCGAAUGUUGUGCUCAUGAUGCCAAUGCUGUGUUCAAUGAAGGGCAAGAACUUCCUCCUGUUCUUCAUCUUCUCCAUGUUGGUCCAGGGCCCCAUGACCAACACCCUGGAAAACUUUGACCGUGCAGCGGACAGCGUGGUGUGUGGGGCCGAACUUGCCAUGAACCAGACCCAGCAGCUCGUUCCCUGAGAAACGUGUUACACUUCCUGGUCGGCAUUGGCGAGGUGUGUAAUGACAAACUUGGCACCCCUGUAAGAAGUGUAACAAGCUGUUUGAUGAUGCCCGUGAUGACUACAUGGAGCUCCUGUCUGCGUUCAACUUCCUUUGUCACAUUGUGGAUGGUUCCGCCCCCUCUGUGGUCUCACUCGAGGUUGGUUGACAUGUUGUUCCAUCAUACAGUAGAAUCACUAUCCUCACUCACCCUUACUUCCAUCAGCUGUCAGUAGUAGAGGAAGGGUAGCUGUUUGUCAUAGUGUCAGAUGAAUAAAUUAUUGUCCACAGAGAAGCAGGUUCAAAUCGCAAGAGUAGGAACCUGAGAAGCUUUAGCACAUUAUAACGCCCUGUCCAUAGAGAGGGGUUUUUUGUUCUU
Salmo salar (Atlantic salmon) is the source of this 1517-nucleotide messenger RNA. Lineage: Eukaryota; Metazoa; Chordata; Actinopteri; Salmoniformes; Salmonidae. The record is from RefSeq and is a predicted model, not a curated record.